Molecule: messenger RNA, 6487 nt
Organism: Rhopilema esculentum
Lineage: Eukaryota; Metazoa; Cnidaria; Scyphozoa; Rhizostomeae; Rhizostomatidae
Source: RefSeq, a predicted model, not a curated record
AAAUGAACAAAUAACAAUUGGGAUCAAUAAUAGUAUCAGUAGUAACAAGCACGUAACUGAGCAAACAAGCACGUAAGCCAAUUUCACAUAUGCUGACAGCUAAUCUAAAUGGUUGAGGACAGUGCAAGCAUUUUGCAGAUAAGAAGAAAUGGCAAAAAACUUAUCUUCAUUACUCCUUUGCAUUGCUGUGGAGAUAUUCGCAAUUAACUGCUGCUUGGCGACAACGUGUGACCAGACUUAUACUGCAAACUAUGGCGUGGUGACGUUAAAAACGAGUCCUCCAAACUCUAUCACGCAAUGCCGAUUUGUAAUCAAGGCUCCAUCUGGGUACCACGUUCAGCUUGAAAUAACAAACAUUGGGAGUGGCUAUAGUAACUGCUAUUACAACUCGUUACGACUAUUCGAGGGAGGAAAUCCUGACUUCGUGAAUGACAUUCCUACUGCUACGUAUUGCAGCAUAAACAGCGAUCGUCCCACAUAUCUCUCUCAAGCCAGUACCCUUACAGUUCUGCUUACAAGAAGAUCUGGAUACAGCUUUAUGUAUCCGACAAUACAUUUCAGACUUGUUCCAGGAUACAACAUGGUAUUCAAUCUAUCUGAAGGCUUCAUACCCUCGCCCAAUUUUAUAAACAGACUCUUGCCACGAAGCCAGUCGUUCACCUACCGCUUGGAAGGAGCGCCUGGAAUGAAAGUCCAGCUUUUCUUCUCCUACAUGAACCUUGGGUCGAGCCAAACGUGCACUGGAGCACGUCUUUCGAUUUAUGAAAGUCCUACAGCAACAGGCGUGCCAGCACAAACAAGAUGUGGUAGAAACACGACAUCCUAUUUGUCAUCAACGAACAUAAUUUCCUUGAAAUUUGAUAACUGGGCAUCGCUUUCGGGACCUGAGUCAGGAUUCAAAAUUUUUUACGCAAUUGGUACCGAGGGUUGCAAGCGCAAGUACUCUGGAUCCAGUGGUGAGAUCUCGUUUCCACUCUACCCAUUCAACUACCCAAACAAUACCAAAUGCAAGUAUGACAUUUCUGUACGCGAUGGACAAAUGAUCUUUAUCUAUAGGCCAUACUAUUAUUCUUCCUAUGGCGAUUCUUUGAAUAUUUUUGAAAGAAUUGGAACUACUGGUGAAACAAUUGUGACAAAUCUGCUAAAUGAUGCGGAAAUGACAUAUUGGUCCAUCGGAAAAGAUAUAACAAUGGUGUUCCAGAGUGAUAACAACAAUGUCAUUACAGGAAUGGCGAUGCACUACACCGCAACAAACGGUUGCAAUCUGGUCCUUGGAACCACGCAGACAUUUGUUUCUUCCCCGUUGUUCCCGCACAAUUACCCAAAUGGACUCACUUGCACUUACUUAUUUGGCCAAGAUCAAUCACCCAGGGAAUACGGAAUUGAAAUGGUACUUCAAGAAAUGAGACUGGAGGACAGUCCAUCAUGCAAAAAUGAUAGUUUGAAAGUUUACGAUGGUGCAAAUGCCACCACAUUGCUUCUAGACAAUCUAUGUGGAUCACCUGGUCAUAAGCAGUACGUAUCCUCUACAGGAAAGUUAUAUAUGAUCUUCAAAACAAACGGGAAAAGUCGCUUCAAAGGAUUCAGAGCACGGUUGAGAUAUAGCUACAGAUAUUUAGACUAUUUAUACAGCGACUGGCAAACAGGUACAUUACAAUCAUGGAACUAUCCAUACAAUUAUCCACAUCGAAGGUCAGAAAUAAGGCGCAUUUCUACAUCCUAUGGAAACAGAAUCAUUCUUAGAUUCACACACUUUGAUUUGGAAAAGAGCACAGGUUGUAGCAAAGACAGUCUCAAGAUAUAUGAAGGGUCAGUUUCAAAGGAAUCUCUGAAGUCAACAAGAUGUGGAAAGGACGGUGAUCCAUAUGUAUCUAAUUCGAACAGCGUUAUUUUGCUAUUCACAACAGAUGUAAGAAUUUCAAAGACUGGUUAUGAGUUUAAUUUUGAAGCAUGUGGAGGAGUGUACUCAAACUACGAAAAUAGAAUCAGGUUCCCAUGGUAUUAUUCAAGAUACCCGAAUGGAUCCAACUGCCGGUAUGAAGUUACUGCAAAACAUGGCUUCGGAAUAAGAAUUAUAUUUAACAAAUUUUCCCUUGAAAAUAGUCUAGACUGCAAAAAUGACAAAUUUUCCGUUUAUGAAACGGCAGUUGCAAGUGAAAAUUUAAUUGCAACAAGAUGUGGCAAUAACAUGACAGAUGUCUUUUCAAGUGCAGCGAAGGUGAUAUUCGUAUUUCGAUCGAACGAGGACAUAGAUGAUACCGGCUUUGAUGUUACUGUCCAAGCAUGCAGCAGUUUAUUCAGAAACGACACAGGAACAUUGUUCUCUCCCCAAUAUCCUUACAAUUAUCCAACGAACUCAAAGUGCACAUAUUUCAUUCGACUAGCCAAAGGUGCCAAAAUCCAACUGGUGUUUCGCAAUUUCUCACUCUUCACUUAUCAGAGCGAUCGAUUGACAAUAUAUGAUGUGCAUGCGUCUUCCAGUUUUUCGUAUUAUGGCUCCAAUGCCAAAGACUAUUUAGCGUCAGGCAACGAAGUUGUGCUCACGUUUUCAUCUUGGUGGAGGAGGACCACAGUAAACUCUUUCAAAGGAUUCCGAAUCUACUAUUACGAUCGCCAAGGUUUUUGUAGUAAGUACAAGCCCUGUCGCAACAAUGCAUCAUGCACAAACAUUGGAGAUAGCAAUUAUACAUGCAGCUGCUCAGAUGAUUUUACUGGUCGGAACUGCUCUGUAAAGAUCGUUCCAUGCAAAUCCAACCCAUGUAUGAACAAUGGAACAUGUACAGAUCUUUAUGGUCAUGGCAAACCGACGUUCAACUGCAGUUGCACAGAUGAUUUUCAAGGAAACAGAUGUCGGAAUCAAAUUGGAUUCUGCACAAAGCACAAGCCCUGUCAAAACAAAGCAUCUUGCACUUCUACUGGAAAUGGCAUCUACACUUGCAGUUGUCCAGUCGACUUCACUGGAAAAAAUUGUUCCAUUAAGAUUGUUCCUUGUAAAUCUAACCCAUGUCUGAACAAUGGGAUUUGCACUGACAUUUAUGGCCGUGGCCCACCAAUGUUUCAAUGCAAAUGUCUAUAUGAAUAUUAUGGCACACGAUGUGAGCACGAAAAAGAUCCAUGCAGUCACUAUUUAUCAGAUGAUACAUGGAAAAGAAGCACUAGCUUCAAACACAACCCAUCGCGGACUCCUUUGUGUGACAAGGGUCUCACACCAGGAUGGUAUCGUUUCACAAGCAAAGCUGGUGAUAAAAUGCCCAAUGAACCGCCUAGUAUCGGAGCUUGCGGAACACCUAAUUCGAUUUGGGCAAAUGGAACUUUGCCAAAAACUGAUGGUAGCUACAGUUCAUUGGUGGCCUGUGUGAGAAACAUUGACUCAACCUGUUCAGAGUCUUGGCCAUUACCUGUGAAGCGAUGCCGUGGAACUGCAGCUCAUUUUUUUGUUUAUAAGUUGAAGGACCCUAACAAAUGUCCACUUUCUUAUUGUGCAGGUUUUCAAGUGCCAUGUCCAAGGGGCAGAAGUUCUCUGACCGGUUUUCCACCGUGUGAUGAUCCUGUUCCUGUUUUUUGGAAUGUCCAAGUGAAACCGUCCUACAAUGGUGGCAACAUCAUUUUUAGUUGCAAAUUCACUACAAAAGGGAAAGACGAAGGUGCUCGCUAUGAAGUUAGAUGGUUUCAAGGCAACUCAACGAUUCCAUUUCGAACAGCAAUGUUAACACAAACUGAAAACAGUGACACAGUACAAAAUGACCACAAGGCUGGCAAAUGGCACUUUCGUAUUGGAAGAACGGUUUACUGUCGUGUCAGAAGCUUUUAUCAAAAAUCUGCCAAUAUUAAGAGCCAAUAUUCCGAAAGCAAUCAUUUUUAUCCGGGUUUAAAGGUGGAGCUUCCCAAUGCAAAGCGACACAAAAUCAGGGAAGCAGGGGAACCACUGAAGAUAACCGUAUCACGUACAAUUGAUGUUGUUUGCUCAGGAUCGAAGCAAUGUUCUGUUCGCUUGUAUAUUAGUCAUGACAAUCCGGAGAUAUUACUGAGCACGUGUUCGGUGUUGCUUGAUAACAAGCGUUCUUCGCAAACAAUCGAGGUUCAUGCAAAACGAGAUUUCAUCGACGAUGGUGACAAAUCGGUUACUUUGAAAAUGGCAAUCGACCAAGACACAAAUGCCACUGAUUGGCUAUCUCACCAAGAAUUUGACAAUAUCAAUAUUGAUGUCAUUGAUGUUCCAACUGCAAGGUGCUGGUCAAAUGGUGAUCCACGGAUUCUCACUUUCGAUAAGCAAUAUUUUGGACACUUUCAACCAGGUGACCAUGUUUUCGUCAAAAGCUCUGCACGCAAAUUUGAGGUCCACGUGCGCACAUGGCAGUGUGGAUCUGUUACAUGCAAUUGUGGUGUGGCAGUAACGGAAGGUGAUGACACCAUACUUCUUGACAUGUGUUGGGAUGGAAUUCCAAGAAUUCGAUUCUUAAGCCACCAGGAGCCCGCAGAAGGCACAACAGUUAGAAGAGACCCUACUGGAAAGAGCUUCGUGAUGAAAUUUCCGUCCGGAUCGUAUGUGCGUUUCGACUCAUUCUAUUCAUAUGCAAAUGUCAUUGUCCAAAUUCCCAGCGACGAUUACCAAUCAACGACAGGACUAUGUGGAACAUUUGAUGGAAAUUACUUUAACGAGCUGCUUAGCAAAGAUGGAAAUUAUCAUUAUCAUGAAUACGGGUGGACUGCACCGCUAGCAUUCUCAGAGAGCUGGAAAAUGCAGCUUGGAAGAAGCUUGUUUUAUUAUCGUGGGGGAUCGUCAAAAUGUAUGAAUUCAAAGACGGCCUAUUGUGACUGCAGCUUACCUGCCGGCAGCACAUCUAAGCCUGUAUGCAAGAAGUAUACAUCGAUUUAUCAACAGACGGAAUUCGAGCAAAGCUACCGGGGUUGGAAAGAACUUCGGCAUCCAAAUGCACAAAAAUGCGCCAAAAGAAAGAGAAGGUCUUCCAGCAACGUUGUCACACUGCCUGACGACAAUGAUGCUCUUGAUUACGUUUAUGACCCAAAACCACUGAGGAAUGUGACAGUAUCAUGGCCAACAAAGUCAGGAAAGACAGCAAAAAGUGUUACUGAUUAUUGUGAAACAGCCAUUAAAGAUUCGCCUCCUGGAAAGAUUUGUGCUAAAAUCAAUGAGUUCAAUUUUACAACAUUUAUCAUGCAGUGUGUUGAAGACAUCAAGAUUACUGAUGACAAUGAAUUCGCAAGAGCUGCAGUUCGUGCAAUGCAAGAUGCAUGUGAGGAAAUUCUAUUGAAGAAUACUUUAUAUUGGGAAACAGACCCGUCGUCAAAUGGCUCUAUGGUCCCCUCUUUAGAAAUGGGCAACACCCUUUGUCCAGGUAUGUGCAGUGGAAAUGGAAGAUGCAUAAAUGCAACGUGUGUUUGUGAUGGCAAUUUUACAUCUGCUGAUUGUUCCAUCGACAAAAACAAAGGACCUGUGGUGACGUCAAUACCAGGCAAUGGCUUAUGCGAUGCAAGAAACCGUAGUGAUUGUCAUUUGAUAAGAAUCUCAGGAAAAGAUUUCAUCGACUCGGAGCAACUUACGUGCUUAUCCAUCAAGGUUGAAGUAAAAGAUGGGAGUAAAAAUGAUCAAAAUGGAAAGCGGAAAUUCAAUUCAGCUUACCUACUCAGUUUUCGUGAGGUUCUGUGCGAUUUAGGCAACCACCCUGUUUCUACUGUUGGUGACCCUAGAAGCUCAAAGGGCAUUCCGUUUGCUAGUUAUCGCCUUCAAGUGUCAAAUGAUGGGAAUCGCUUCAGCAGUAACAGGCUACAAUACACGGUUUACGACUCCAAAUGUAUGCAAUGCAAUGCCACCACCAAAGAAUGCUCUUUAAAGCCAAACACCUGCAACGUGAAUGGUCACUGCUAUCUCAAUGGCGAAAAAUACUCAAAAGACCCUUGCUUUGUGUGCAAACCAUCAUUAAACAAGUUUGAGUUUUCAACUGAAUGCACUGCAAGUAGCAAAAACUUGACAUUACUGAUUGUGUUGGCAAGUGUCGGGUCUGCAGUUUUUGCUGCUUUGAUGGUUUGCAUAAUCAUCAAAAUAAAGAAAAGACCAACAAAAAAGAUAACACCACGUGAUCCCGACGAAUCAACUUCAACUACUUUUAACAACAAGGCCUUCGAAGCAAACUGUGAAGUGGAUAAAGCGCAUAAUUGAGGAAUCGAAAAGAAAAUCUUUCUCUACAGAGAUUCAGAGAUUUAGAACACAAGCUUGGUAAUAUUCUAUCCUAUAACAUUUUAGAUAAUUAGUUUUAUAUAUUAGUAGUUCUGAGAUCUGUCUGAAUCCAAUACUGGCUAUUUGAUGAUGCAGAAUCUUCAGCAACAAGAAAUGUGCAAGAAGCUAUACCUUUUUGCCAACAGUAGCCUGUUUAUAAAGUCUAUAAAAAACUUUUCGCUGCAUAUAGAGUUUUGUAAUAAAAAUAUAAAGCAAUAACAAGAUUAAAUGGAAUUAACCAUUUUGCUUCAA